This is a messenger RNA of Diaporthe citri, 1569 nucleotides long. RefSeq lists its product as uncharacterized. Bases 1 to 1569 code for a protein of 522 amino acids. NCBI's taxonomy places the organism in Eukaryota, Fungi, Ascomycota, Sordariomycetes, Diaporthales, Diaporthaceae. The record is from RefSeq and is a predicted model, not a curated record. The transcript is spliced from 4 exons.
AUGGUUCACGGUCCAUCACCCAUCGCCCACCGCCCACCGCCGAGCGCCCGUCAUCCGUCCUCUCCAUCGUCCGGCCCGCAUUUCGUCCCGGCUUCUGAUCUGAUCGACCGUCCUGUGUUUUUGCACUUUUGGCUGGAGGUCGCCCGUGACGAUGGGCAGGACGCUGCCUUGGAAACCCGUCGGCCACCCUUCCACGCCGAAACCACCAGCCAGUCUACAUCCGACAACAACCGCCUCACCACCGCCUGGGACCUCUCUCUCCCGCGCGACACCUGCCGCGCCUUCGGCUCGCCCAAUGCUUGUACGGCUCCGCCUCGUCGCCCUCAAGCCCUGCCCGACCGUCUGAAGCUCCCCUUCCUGAAAGUGACUGGUGGUCAGACUCCCGCAUCCCGCACCCCGCGUCCCAAAAUACCACGCCAUGGGCCUCUGGUGCCUGGAUGCCUGGACCCGCGGAACCUCCCUGCUGGCCCUCUCUCCCAUACCUCGUUUCCCAUGCCCCCUCGUCCCGUCUCCCAGCCAGAUUUCAUGCUCGAGGGCUUUGACAAUGAUGACCGCUGGCGCAUGGUCGAGGACGAGUUCUACUCGGUUGCUGCCCGCUUUACCGCCCACCUCCACGCCGCUCAGUACCGCCGUCUGAAGGACGAGGCCAAGAAGCAAAAUCCCACCAUCCACACUCUCGCGCGGCCCGUCACACGCCCCCCGACUCUUGAGGUGGUGCGACGCCAAGCUGCCUCUACCUUGGUCGCCUCCCAGCGACGAGCCAUUGCAACGGCCAAGUUGCAUUCCGAGGCCUUAGGCUCAGCCUCAGGCGCUGCCCCAGCCGCUGCCGCUGCCACUGCCGCACAACCCGACGAUGAGGAUACCGACCGAUUCCAAAUUCAACCCCCCAGAAAACGUACCCAUCUGGCCAGCCUGUUGGACAGUCCUCGGAAGAGGGCACAGCCCUUGACGAGCACCGCAACCUCCAACGGCAAGGCGCGUGCCGCUGCUAUAAGCACAAGCAGCCAACCAAGCAGCCUUGGCAUUCGCACUGGCACUCCAUCGCCAUCGGCCAAGGCCACGCAUCACAAAAUCUCGAUGUCAACCGCCAAGACCGCGCAUGCUCGUUAUGGGCCACGCGGUAUUCCUGAGCAGGCCGCCGUAGGAAGUGGCCUGCCUCCGGGACUGGCCCGUUCUCAGUCAGAUCAUGACAGCAACGUGGAUGAUCUCGAGCAGCACUCAGCGAGAUCUUACGGAACAUUGCAAGCGAACCACUUGACUGCAGCAGCCUCAAGGAGGACAGUAACAAAUAAAGACAUCUCGGCGCGGGACAGGGGCCCACAAAAGCCCAUGUCAACCGAUCACGCUUCACGAACCCCGACUCCGCAGUCUGCUGAGGUCAAUGAUGGCUCGGACAGUGGCUCAGAAACAUACUUUCAACGACGCUUGAGGGCACGCCGUAGCAAGUCCAAGCCCCAGCGCGGCCACAGACCCACGACUCCGGACGAACCGACUGGGAGGGAAGCAAGUCAGGCCAGGCCCAAGAGCCAGGUCACAUCGAACGCAGCACUUGCAGUCCCGUCAGUCUGA